CUGUUAAAAAAAAAAGGUGAGCUUAGCCAAACACAGGUACUGUAAGAGAUAAUAACAAUUUCCUUUCAUUGUACGUUGAAAUAUUCAAAUUAAUCUGGGUUACACCCAGAGGAACAAUGGGCUGCACAAAAACUCAAGACUAUCAAUUUUUUUGUUCUGAGUUGUAUAUAAGGAGAUGUCUUCCUUUGCUUCAACAGGCUUCCACCGUCUCUCUGAAGAAGGGUGAAGUUGCUUUUCUGUACUGCAUUCAAUCUCCAUCUCUUCAACACAUCAGUGGAAAAAUGAGGAACCUGAUCUUUGUUGUCAUGAUUCUUCAGCUGACAGUCACCAUUAUAGGGAUCAAUGGUGAACUCAAGUUUGGAGAUAUAAUUGCCUUCCCACGUAAAUUCUGUGGAAAAACCUUCAAGCACUAUGCUAUUUAUGUGGGUGAAAAUUUUGAUAAGAAAGACCCUAAGCACAACAUAUUUCAUCGUAACGGUCCAGUAAUCAGACUCCUGCCGAAGCCGAGUUUAUCUGACUGUAUUUUUGAUACACUCGACAUUAACAAAGAACACUAUGAGGACAACUACUUUGAUAAGUUGGAAGAGGCUGAUAGGCCUCCAGGCCUCAAAGUGGGAACUCCAGAAGAAAUAGCUGCAAGGAUUCAAGAGAAGCACGGAAAAUGUGGAACCUACGGUCCCCGUGGCAACAACUGUGAACACCUUGCUACCUAUGUGCGCUAUGGAGUGAAGAUUUCACUGCAGCUCGGCACGGACGCUGAAUCAUACUGCAAAAAUGAUGACUCCCUCAAUACUGACAAAAUAAAGAAGAUUAUAAGAGAAUUAAAUGAUUUUGAUGAACAAUAUGAAUGCCCCUCAAACAGCGCCUCAAACAGGGGUCCUGGGUAAAAAGUGUCCUUACAGUCAGCUGACUCAUUCUCUUCUGAUAUUUCCUUGCAUGAUAUGAGGUCUUACUUAAAAUUAAAAAAAAGUGGAAGAGCUGUCA
Molecule: messenger RNA, 984 nt
Organism: Thunnus maccoyii (southern bluefin tuna)
Lineage: Eukaryota; Metazoa; Chordata; Actinopteri; Scombriformes; Scombridae
Exons: 6
Coding region: 117-887 (256 amino acids)
Biological process (GO): N-acylphosphatidylethanolamine metabolic process
Cellular component (GO): cytoplasm
Molecular function (GO): glycerophospholipid phospholipase A1 activity; A2-type glycerophospholipase activity
Source: RefSeq, a predicted model, not a curated record